Phymastichus coffea is the source of this 3120-nucleotide messenger RNA. It is a transcript of the gene pug, whose product is annotated as C-1-tetrahydrofolate synthase, cytoplasmic. Gene Ontology annotation, biological process: tetrahydrofolate interconversion. Gene Ontology annotation, cellular component: cytosol. The transcript has 12 exons. The coding region runs from base 184 to 2997 and encodes 937 amino acids. Gene Ontology annotation, molecular function: ATP binding; methylenetetrahydrofolate dehydrogenase (NADP+) activity; methenyltetrahydrofolate cyclohydrolase activity. The record is from RefSeq and is a predicted model, not a curated record. NCBI's taxonomy places the organism in Eukaryota, Metazoa, Arthropoda, Insecta, Hymenoptera, Eulophidae.
GGCUUCAGUUGGCCUUCGCGUCUCCAUCACGAAUCUAAUACGCUCUUAAUGAAUAAUUUUAUCCGCUUGCAUCGACAAGUGUUUUUAUUUCUCACUCACGAGAGACCCGCUUGCAGAGUAUACAUACCACCUGCUGCAAUUUUAUAGUACUGUGACUCAUUUUACAGAUUCCUCGGCAGAUUCAUGGCUACUGACCUUCGCGGCGUCGUGCUCUCGGGCACCGACCUAUCCAAAGAAAUUCGCAAUGCCCUGACAAAAGAUGUGGCAGUAAUCCAGCAAAAACUACCUGGUUAUAAACCCGGACUUGCAAUCGUACAGGUUGGUGGUCGAGAGGAUUCAAACGUGUACAUUCGUAUGAAGAUCAAGGCAGCCAGCGAGAUUGGCAUCAAAGCUACUCACAUUAAACUGCCCAAUACCACCACCGAGUACGAACUACUCAGUAAACUCGACAAACUUAACAAUGAUCCAAAUACUCAUGGCAUCAUCGUCCAAAUGCCCUUGGAUACUGUCAACAAAAUUGACUCGCAUCUUAUUACAGAUGCUGUUUCACCAGCCAAAGAUGUCGAUGGAUUAAAUACGAUCAACGAGGGCCGCGUUGCCGUUGGCGAUAUGUCUGGAUUUUUGCCCUGUACUCCAAAUGGCUGCAUCGAACUCAUAAAAAAGAGUGAAGUGACAAUUGCAGGAGCUCAAGCAGUUGUUCUCGGCAGAAGUAAAAUUGUAGGUACACCAGUUGCCGAAUUGUUGAAAUGGCACAAUGCUACUGUCACGGUGUGCCAUUCGAAAACCAAGGAUCUUCCUGCUGUCAUAUCAAAAGCCGAUAUUUUGGUAGUGGGUAUUGGCCAACCAGAGAUGGUCAAAGGAUCGUGGAUCAAACCUGGAGCAGUUGUAAUCGAUUGCGGAAUCAACGCUAUUCCAGAUCCAACAAAGAAGUCUGGCCAGCGUCUUGUUGGCGACGUAGCAUACGAGGAGGCAUCGAAGGUGGCCUCAUACAUAACUCCAGUACCCGGUGGUGUUGGUCCUAUGACAGUAGCCAUGCUGAUGAAGAACACAGUGAUUUCGGCGCAACGCGCUGCUGAACGUCUGCUCAACAACGAAUGGAAGCUUCGUGUACUCAGCUUAAAAAUCGAGAGACCAGUACCAAGCGACAUUGCCAUAUCACGUGCCCACGAGCCAAAACACAUCGUUCAACUUGCCGAAGAAAUUAGUAUACUCCCUGUUGAGCUGAGUCCUUACGGAAGCAAGAAAGCUAAAGUCGGCCUAAGCGUGAUCAAGAGGCUCCAGCACCAAACGAAUGGCAAAUACGUCGUGGUCGCUGGUAUCACACCGACUCCGUUGGGAGAGGGUAAGAGUACUACGAGCUUGGGUCUCGUGCAGGCACUUACAGGACACAAAGGCAAGAAUUCGUUUGCAACAUUGAGGCAGCCGAGUCAGGGGCCGACUUUCGGUGUUAAGGGUGGCGCUGCUGGAGGUGGUUACGCACAGGUCAUUCCCAUGGAAGAGUUUAAUCUCCACCUUACCGGCGAUAUCCACGCGGUCACAGCUGCCAACAACUUGAUGGCCGCACAAAUCGAUGCCCGCUAUUUUCACGAAGAAACUCAAGCAGACAAGGCACUCUAUGACAGACUCGUACCGACCAUCAAGGGUGUCAGGAAGUUUUCUAAAAUUCAAUUGAGACGUUUGCAGAGACUUGGAAUCAACAAAACCGAACCUGCCUCGUUGACCGAGGAGGAACAGCGCAAAUUCACCAGACUAGACAUUGACCCUAAUAACAUUCCCUUCACCAGAGUGGUUGACAUCAACGACCGUUACCUCCGAAAAAUCACAAUUGGUCAGAGCGCCACCGAGAAGGGCAAAACGCGCGAAACUUCCUUCAAAAUUUCCGUCGGCUCAGAGGUCAUGGCCAUUCUCGCAUUAGCGACGAGCGUUGAAGACAUGAAGACUCGACUUGCGAACAUGGUUGUUGCAUUUAAUAAACAUGGGGAACCUCUCACUGCCGAUGACUUUGGAAUGACAGGAGCUAUGGCGAUAUUGUUGAAGGACGCGAUCGAACCAACUCUGAUGCAGAGUAUCGAGGGUACACCAGUGCUAGUACACACGGGUCCUUUCGCCAACAUCGCACACGGCUGCUCAUCCAUAAUCGCAGACGCGAUCGCGUUGAAGCUGGUCGGACCCGACGGUAUAGUCGUGACCGAAGCAGGAUUCGGCUCGGAUAUCGGCAUGGAGAAGUUUUUCGAUAUCAAGUGUCGCGUGUCUGGCCUUGUGCCUAAUGCCGUCGUUCUCGUCGCCACCAUUCGCGCACUCAAGAUGCACGGUGGUGGACCAGCUGUCACACCUGGUGCGCCACUCAAAAAGGAAUACAUCGAGGAAAAUUUGGAACUUGUGCAGAAAGGUCUCCCCAACUUGAUCAAACAUAUCAGUAAUGGUACCAAAUUUGGAAUUCCUGUCGUUGUUGCUAUUAAUGCUCAUCAGACCGACACGCAAGCAGAAUUACAAUUCGUGAAGAAAGCUUGUUUGGAAAAUGGAGCAACUGACGCAAUUGUCUGUACUCACUGGGCUGAUGGUGGUAAGGGAGCUUUAGAGCUUGCAGAUGCCGUCAUUGCAGCAACUUCCAAACCAAAUAAUUUUAAGUUUCUCUACGAUCUCAACUUAAGCAUCGAGGAUAAAAUCAAUACUGUCGCCAAAGAAAUGUACGGAGCUGGAGAAGUCGUUUUAGCUGAUCAAGUUAAAUUGAAAAUCAAAGAAUACAAUAAGUUGGGUUAUAACAAACUCCCUCUGUGUAUGGCUAAGACUUCGAAUUCUCUGACUGGAGAUGCCAACGUUAAAGGUGCACCUACUGGAUUUAGACUGGACAUUACCGAUAUCUUUGUGUCAGUAGGGGCUGGAUUCGUUGUACCAAUGGUUGGAGAUAUCAUGAUGAUGCCUGGCCUCUCAACAAGACCAAGUAUUUACGACAUGGAUUGGAACAGUGAAACUGAUGAAAUUGAGGGAUUGUUUUAAGAAUGCAAAGCCUCAACUGACGAUGUUACAAAUCUUCAUGUUUAUUUACAUAAGCAUUCCUUAUUACAUUUUUAUUUCAAAAAAUUAUUUUUAUAAUAAAGUGUCAUAGUUUUUAACUUCUUU